AUGGGUUCAACAGACACUUCGACAGGUAAUUUUAUUGGCCACUUGGUAUCACGAUAUAGAAUUAUAGAGGAAUCUCACAACCAACAACUUAAGCAACAGCAAUCUAAUGAUGAGUUUCAAAAAAUAGCUAUAAAUGAUUCUAA
Racocetra fulgida is the source of this 143-nucleotide messenger RNA. The record is from the annotation of a GenBank genome assembly. NCBI's taxonomy places the organism in Eukaryota, Fungi, Glomeromycota, Glomeromycetes, Diversisporales, Gigasporaceae.